AUGACCGGUCGUGGAAAAGGUGGUAAAGGACUUGGAAAAGGGGGUGCAAAACGACACCGAAAAGUUUUACGUGAUAAUAUCCAAGGAAUUACCAAACCUGCUAUUAGAAGAUUAGCUAGACGUGGAGGAGUAAAACGUAUAUCGGGAUUAAUUUACGAAGAAACUCGUGGAGUUUUGAAAGUGUUUUUGGAAAAUGUUAUUAGAGAUGCCGUAACAUACACUGAACAUGCUAAAAGAAAAACGGUAACGGCUAUGGAUGUUGUUUAUGCUUUAAAACGUCAAGGUCGUACUUUAUAUGGUAACAAAAGAAAAAUAAUGACCGGUCGUGGAAAAGGUGGUAAAGGACUUGGAAAAGGGGGUGCAAAACGACACCGAAAAGUUUUACGUGAUAAUAUCCAAGGAAUUACCAAACCUGCUAUUAGAAGAUUAGCUAGACGUGGAGGAGUAAAACGUAUAUCGGGAUUAAUUUACGAAGAAACUCGUGGAGUUUUGAAAGUGUUUUUGGAAAAUGUUAUUAGAGAUGCCGUAACAUACACUGAACAUGCUAAAAGAAAAACGGUAACGGCUAUGGAUGUUGUUUAUGCUUUAAAACGUCAAGGUCGUACUUUAUAUGGUUUUGGUGGUUAAUUUUCAUUUUUCAUAUGUGAAGUAGAAGAAUAUGUCCUCUAUUGCAUUUCCAUAGCAUAUGUAUAUAUAAAAAAAAACGGUUCUUUUCAGAACCACAACAUAAUUUGCUUGAAUAUGAAAAUUUAAAAAAAAAAAUAAAUAAAUAAGUAAGUAAAAAAAGAACUUACACAUUAGUUUGUUCUCUUAUAUAUAAGAACAACCUCGCAUUUAUUGAUACGCACAUACAUACUACAUACAUGUAUACAUAAUAGAUAAGAAAAUAAGCGAGUAGAGGA
Messenger RNA from Diorhabda carinulata, 902 nucleotides. RefSeq lists its product as uncharacterized. Gene Ontology annotation, biological process: nucleosome assembly. Gene Ontology annotation, cellular component: nucleosome. The record is from RefSeq and is a predicted model, not a curated record. Gene Ontology annotation, molecular function: structural constituent of chromatin; protein heterodimerization activity; DNA binding. Lineage: Eukaryota; Metazoa; Arthropoda; Insecta; Coleoptera; Chrysomelidae. The transcript is spliced from 2 exons. The coding region runs from base 1 to 627 and encodes 208 amino acids.